Oreochromis niloticus (Nile tilapia) is the source of this 3754-nucleotide messenger RNA. It is a transcript of the gene porb, whose product is annotated as P450 (cytochrome) oxidoreductase b. Gene Ontology annotation, biological process: response to hormone. The coding region runs from base 400 to 2307 and encodes 635 amino acids. The record is from RefSeq and is a predicted model, not a curated record. Gene Ontology annotation, molecular function: NADPH-hemoprotein reductase activity; FMN binding; flavin adenine dinucleotide binding. NCBI's taxonomy places the organism in Eukaryota, Metazoa, Chordata, Actinopteri, Cichliformes, Cichlidae. The transcript is spliced from 15 exons. Gene Ontology annotation, cellular component: cytosol.
UUGUGUGUGAGUCAAACGUGUGGGUCUGCAGCUCGGCUGGAUUUUAUGGGAAAGUCAGUUUCCCACCAUUGUGUUCUCAGCGGUUGCCAGACACUCUCAGGGCUUGUAGGCUGCUGCGCUCGUGCAUGUGUGUGUCUGUGGAGUUGUGUAGAGCUGCUGGUUUCACAGAGCAGUACAGGAAGAAGCAGAGUUCAGAUUGUGUUUGAAGCGUCUAAGGGGAAGUCGGGCCGCUCUACAAACCUGUAAAUAUCUCUCUGACUUUUUGGGCUGGUGUUACUUUUCCAUCUCGCACCUCUGGACCGUCCUGCCCUUUUGUUUUUUUUCUUCCGAGCGUGGCGGCUCCCGGUGUUGCCUAGCCAGCGGUGCUAGUGGCAGUGGUGAGCUACAGGGCUGCAUGCCAUGGGCUGCGUCUUCUCCCUGCCAGAGGACAGGAGAGAUGCUGCUGAGAGGACACCCACCACAAGAGAGACCAGUUUCAUUGAGAAAAUGAAGAAAACCGGAAAGAACAUCAUUGUGUUCUACGGAUCUCAGACGGGUACAGCAGAGGAAUUUGCUAACAGGCUGUCCAAAGACGCUCAGCGUUACGGCAUGAAGGGAAUGGUUGCUGAUCCAGAGGAGUAUAGCAUGGGGGAACUGUCCCGUCUGUCUGAGAUUAAAAACUCACUCGCCAUCUUUUGCAUGGCCACCUACGGAGAAGGAGACCCAACUGAUAAUGCACAGGACUUUUAUGACUGGCUGCAGGAAAAUGAUGAUGAGGAUCUCUCCGGAUUAAACUACACUGUUUUUGGUUUGGGCAACAAGACGUAUGAACACUACAAUGCGAUGGGGAAAUAUGUGGACAAAAAGCUGGAGGAGCUGGGAGCAACACGCAUCUUUGAUCUUGGUAUGGGAGACGACGAUGGCAACCUUGAAGAGGACUUUGUCUCAUGGAGAGAGCAGUUCUGGCCAGCUGUCUGCGAGCACUUUGGAGUGGAAGCCUCAGGAGAUGAAUCAAGCAUUCGGCAGUAUGAGCUGAAGGAGCACACUGACAUCAACAUGAACAAAGUGUACACUGGAGAGAUCGGCCGCCUGAAGAGCUUUGAGGUCCAGAAACCGCCUUUUGACUCCAAAAACCCCUUCCUGGCUCCAGUGACUGUCAACCGCAAACUAAAUAAAGCUGGUGACCGACAUCUGAUGCAUCUGGAGUUGGACAUCACAGGCUCCAAGAUCAGAUACGAGUCUGGAGAUCACGUUGCAGUUUUUCCCACAAACGACUCUGCGCUGGUGAACAAGCUGGGACAGAUACUUGGGGUUGACCUUGAUGUGGUUAUCUCUCUUAAUAACCUUGAUGAGGAGUCCAACAAGAAGCAUCCGUUCCCCUGCCCCACCACCUACCGCACAGCCCUCACUCACUACCUGGACAUCAGUCACCCUCCCCGCACCAACGUCCUCUACGAGCUGGCGCAGUACGCCUCUGAUCCCAAAGACCAGGAGAAUAUGCGCAAGAUGGCCUCCUCCUCCCCCGAGGGCAAGGCCCUCUACCAGAGCUGGGUGUUGGAUGCCAGCAGAAACAUCCUCGCCAUACUGGAGGAUAUGCCGUCACUGAGGCCUCCUGUCGACCACUUGUGUGAGCUGUUGCCCCGUCUCCAGGCUCGCUAUUACUCCAUCGCCUCCUCUUCUAAAGUUCAUCCCAACAGCAUCCACAUCUGCGCCGUCGUGGUCGAGUACAAGACCAAGACUGGCCGCACCAACAAGGGAGUUGCGACCAAUUGGCUGAAAAACAAACUGGUCACAGACAACGGGCACAAGUCCACUGUCCCCAUGUACAUCCGCAAGUCUCAGUUCCGCCUGCCGUUCAAAUCCACCAACCCGGUGAUCAUGGUCGGCCCUGGGACUGGAAUUGCUCCGUUCAUGGGGUUCAUCCAGGAGAGAGGCUGGCUCAAACAGCAAGGAAAGGAGGUUGGAGAGACCGUGCUGUUUUUCGGCUGCAGACAUAAGAACGAGGAUUACAUCUACCAGGAGGAGCUCGAAGGCGCAGAGAAGAACGGAGUCUUAACACAGCUGAAUGUUGCCUUCUCCAGAGACCAGGACCAUAAGGUGUACGUGCAGCAUCUGCUGACAAAAAAUAAGGAGCAUGUCUGGAAGUUGAUUCACACGGACAACGCUCAUAUCUACAUAUGCGGAGAUGCAAGGAACAUGGCUAAAGACGUGCAGACGGCUUUCUACGAGAUUGCGGAGGAGGUGGGAGGCAUGACGCGCACCCAGGCCGUAGAUUAUGUGAAGAAACUGAUGACCAAGGGACGCUACUCACAGGACGUCUGGAGUUAGAGCCUCAAACCUGGCCUCACUUUGUGCACAUACAGUGGUAGUUUUAAAGGUUUUUAUCGUCUGCCUUGGUCUGGACUGACUUAAAGAAACAAAUGAAUCCAUUUUAAACCUUGUGUUCGUACUCACCCUGGUUCACCUUGACAGUGACAGCUAACUGAAGAAAAUGAGGCAAACUCUACCUCAGCAGAUCUUACUAAACCAAUAAAGCAACCUCCUUACUUUUGUUUGUGGACAGGCAGCUUGUGUUUGCUGAGAUCCUCACACGAUCCUAACUGUUUCAGCCCUGUGCUUUCCGGGGAGUGUAAAGAGCCUCAGUUUUAUAAAUGAACGAAUUGGUGUAGAAGCCCACCCGCUCUAAAUUCUUAAAUCAUGAGUAUUUGAUGCACAAGAGUCUCAUUUGAUUUUGUUUUAAUGUUUUAUUUUUAUUUUUUUUUAUUAGCCUCAGAUUUAAGGUGUCACACCACAGCAGUUUAUGAUGCAUCGUGUGUGUGUGUGUGUGUGUGUGUGUGUGUGUGUGUGUGUACACAUGUGUACGUGUGUGUGUGUGUGUGUUGCAGUGUAAACACUCAGAGAGAAAAGUCGGCGCCCAUUCAUGUCUCAGCCUGCUCUGAGCUGAUUAAGUAACCGUUUCCUAGCAACAAUAAAUAAAUAUCUAAAAUGUUUUUAAAGUUUUUAUUUGGUGUAACAAACUGGCAUCGCAGGUACAAUUGUGUGUUUACCUUUGUGUUUUGACAAGGGGGUUAGCCUUUUAUGCAGACGUUGCUGUUCAUUUGAAAGAAGAAUGGUAACAUUUCGAGAGGCACCGAAAAAAAGGAGACGAUCAUAUAUGAAAACCAUGAGAUUAUGUGCUUUUCUUUUCUUUUAAUACCCUGCCUUUUAACAUAGAGAAAAUAAAUAUUUUUAACCAGUGAUAUUUUAAAGCAUUUUGUAUGUUAGAGCCUGCCUCCCACGGGACUGUUGUUUUCUGUGAUAUUCACCUAAAAGCAGAGGAUUGUGGGUUCAUUGGGUGGCAGUGGCAACUCUAACACGAUAACCACCUCUGUUUGACUUUCUUACACUCUUCUGCGCCUCUCCCCCUUUUUGUCUGACCACACCUGCGCCGCUGCACGCAGAAGGUGGCAAGACGUAGCCGAACAUUUCGCGUGUUCUCCCAUUUCAGUCCAUCAGAGCUCAUCACGGAGCUGUGGGGGAGUUUGAGGUCAGUCAGGCAGUGGAAGUGCAGUGCCUUUUUUUCCCUUCUUUUUAUGAUGCCUUAUGUAUGGUGUUGGCAGUAAAGUCUGGAUACUUCAUUGUAUGUUUCUUCUUUCUUGCUUAUAUUUUGAUAGAAAGUCAAGUUCAUCUGAGACACUUUACCCAGUGCUGUCACUUUUAUCAUUCCUCUUUAUAAUGUAAUCAUUUGAUUAUAUGGAGGCUUGCUUUUUUUAAUUAAUAAAAAGACUGAAUAAUU